Parasteatoda tepidariorum (common house spider) is the source of this 629-nucleotide messenger RNA. RefSeq lists its product as uncharacterized. Lineage: Eukaryota; Metazoa; Arthropoda; Arachnida; Araneae; Theridiidae. The record is from RefSeq and is a predicted model, not a curated record.
GAACGUUUAAUAGGGAAAUGUAAAUGUUAAUAGGAUUCUAGUUCUCAUUUAAUAAAUGAAAUUCCUAAUUUUAUGCACCGAGAAUUUUCAAUGCUUAAACUGAAUGGAUAGAAUAAGUUAAGCUGAGUAGCAGGAAAAGAACGGAGUAGUAUAUAAAUGCAGGGGUUAAGGAUUCACUCUUCGAACAAUUCACCAUGAUGAAUACAUGGGUUUGGAAACUGCUCGUGACACUUGUGCUUUUUCAUUCAGCCCAAGCUAGAGGAGGACUGGGUUACGGCGGUGGUAAAGGUAUAGGACAUGGUGGUCUAGGUGCUUACGGUCCAGCUUUGGGACUUGGAUAUGGAGCCGGUCUUGGAGCAUAUGGAGUUGGUUUUGGAGGAUACGGAUCAGGUCUCGGAGCAUAUGGAGCUGGUUUUGGAGGAUAUGGAGCUGGUUUAGGAGUUCCCUUUGGACCUGCUGGAGGCAUUGGAGUGGGUUAUGGUGGAGUUGGUUUAGGAGGCAUAGCAAAUGGACAAGCUGUGGGCAAUUUGGGAGGUCCACUUCUUGGUGGUUACGGUCUAGGUUAUGGACCUGGUCUCAUAGGAUAAAUGUUUUUUUAAAGUGUUUGUUUUUUGUUAUAUUUUGUUUAA